AUGAAUCUUUCACUACAGGACCCGUUUAGUGUCGCUAAAGAGUAUCCGGAAGGUUUGACCCAUACUCUACAAUAUGGACAUAGCGUGAUACUACAAUUCACUGAUAGAGGCGACUAUCUUGCCCUGGGAUUGGCCGAUGGAUCAAUCAUCAUUUACGACAUGAUCAGUUCUGCACCGAUAGUACAUCUAGAUACUGGAUGUCAUGUACGUCCAAUCACUUCGCUCAAUUGGAGUAGUUGUGGGCGAUACUUGUUGAGUAGUUCGCAGGAUUGGUAUGUUAAAUUGUGGGAUUUCCUGAAGGUGAACAACUCAGAGGAAGACCCCGUUAUUCGCCAAGUCAAGUUCGAUGGCCCAAUUUGGGGUGCUAGUUUACAUCCAGAUGAUCCAUACGUGUUUGUGGCUAGUUUGUUUGACGAUUCACCUGUGCAUGUUGAUAUGCACGAGGAAGUUGCUAAAGUCACCCGCCUUACCACAACCCCGCUCGAAAAUCAAGAUGCACUUGGAGAAGAUGUGGAUAUGGAUGAUGACGAACCGAAAAAGACCAAGCGAAAAGAUAGGCAUAUGACGCUUGUGACUACAUUUACACCCAAUGAUGGUGGAUACAUCUUUACUGGUACAUCAAAGGGGUGGGUGAAUAUUUUUGAAACAAAAACUCUCACUAUCAAACGACUGAUCAAAAUUGCAAAUUCCAACAUCAAGCAUUUAGUUAUAUCAUCCAACGGACGCAAGCUAGCAGUCAAUUCGUCCGAUCGUAUUAUUCGCCAAGUCAAUCUCCCUGAUCUUAUCAACAUUUCCGAUGCUAAUGAUUGGGAGUUUGAAAUUGACCACAAGUAUCAAGAUGUGGUUAAUCGAUUGCAAUGGAACUCUAUGAGUUACAAUCAUAAUGGGGAAUUUUUGGUGGCGUCGACUUACGGGCAAUCGUCACAUGAUUUGUACGUGUGGGAGACGUCCAUGGGGUCGUUGAUCAAGAUUUUAGAAGGGGCCAACGAAGAAUUGAUUGAUGUCAAGUGGAACUACUCUCGGUGUACGAUUGGAUCAAUUGGGUUGGAUAGUGGGGCUAUAUAUCUCUGGCUGGUGGUGUUUCCGCAGAAAUGGUCGGCUUUAGCGCCUGAUUUUGUAGAGAUUGAAGAAAAUAUAGAGUAUAUCGAAGGGGAAGACGAAUUUGAUAUUAUUGAUGAUAACGAAUUGACAAAGAAACGGCUCGAGGAGGAGGAUUUUAAUGUUGAUGUUGUCAAUGGAGACUUAGUUGAUGCUAGAGGGUUUGAUAUAAGGAGAAAAGGAUUUAUAAUCCCGAUAGCAUAUGAGUAG
Messenger RNA from Spathaspora passalidarum NRRL Y-27907, 1308 nucleotides. RefSeq names its product COMPASS subunit protein (gene SWD1). Gene Ontology annotation, cellular component: Set1C/COMPASS complex. Bases 1 to 1308 code for a protein of 435 amino acids. Gene Ontology annotation, molecular function: protein binding. The record is from RefSeq and is a predicted model, not a curated record. NCBI's taxonomy places the organism in Eukaryota, Fungi, Ascomycota, Pichiomycetes, Serinales, Debaryomycetaceae. The transcript has a single exon.